AUGUUCAAGAAGAGAAACGUGAAAGGUGCUGUGAGACAGAAGGUGGUACGGAGAGACAGUUCCGGUAGCUCUGACAGUGAAGAUGAAGGAGUUGUGCUGAAGAAAGUGAAGAAAUCGGACUCUAAUAUAGACAAUAGUAUUACUAAGAAAGAGUCUAACGGUAAUAUUAAUGAGGAUGAUAAGGAUAAACAACUAACACAGAAUAAUGAAAUCACAAAAGUUGAUGCUUUAAACCAGGAACUCAUAGAUAAAGAUCGUGUACGAAAAUCUAUGAAAAAUCAAGAUCAUGGUGAUGAUAAAGACGAUGGUUUAUAUAAAGGUCAAUCAAAUUAUGCUACAUUUAUCAAACCUACAACUGGUCAAGCUAUGGAUAAAAUAGGCCCCAAAAAGACAAGUGCUAAUAUAAGGAGUACAACUGUUUUUGAUUUCCAAAGAGAUGUUUGUAAAGAUUAUAAACAAACUGGGUUUUGUGGGUAUGGUGAUAGUUGUAAGUUUUUACAUGCAAGAGAUGAUUUUAAAGCAGGUUGGAAGUUAAAUAAGGAAUGGGACUUAGAAUCUAAAGAACAAGAAGCCAAGAUAGAGAAAGAAAUGAGUGAUAUUCCGUUUAAAUGCCCAAUUUGUAAAAAAGAUUAUAAAUCUCCAAUAAGGACAAAUUGUAAUCAUUAUUUUUGUGAAUCAUGUUUCUUGAAAAGAUGUAAAAAGAAUCCAAAUUGUUUUAUAUGUGAUAAAAAUACAAACUCAGUUGCUAAUCCUGCCAAAAAUUUACAACAAUUAUUAAAGAAAUAG
Molecule: messenger RNA, 786 nt
Organism: Hansenula ciferrii
Lineage: Eukaryota; Fungi; Ascomycota; Saccharomycetes; Phaffomycetales; Wickerhamomycetaceae
Gene: CWC24
Product: U2-type spliceosomal complex subunit CWC24
Exons: 1
Coding region: 1-786 (261 amino acids)
Biological process (GO): snoRNA splicing
Cellular component (GO): U2-type spliceosomal complex
Molecular function (GO): metal ion binding
Source: RefSeq, a predicted model, not a curated record